ACCCCAGGUCAGGACCUCCAGCGCGACGAUGUUGCCGGCAUUACACGCGCCACCCUCGUAAAGAUCAGCGCUAUUUCCAUAGCCGUCGUGUUCGAAUCCCUAGUUUCACUCUUAGAAGAGCUCGGUCGCCCAUAUAAGACCUUCGCGAACCAUCCACCCCAUAUUCUCCUCUCCGAAGUCUAUGUCCUAUCACUCCUCGCCGAUUGUUGCUCUGCUCAUUGGGACACCCUCCGUAAAGCUAGCUCCAAUGGCGCAGCUGAGGUGUCCAGCUCCGGGUCUAAGAACCCUGAGCCGCUGGACGACGGGCUCGUGACAAGGGUUUUUGAUCUUUUCAAACACCUACUUAGUCCGUUACCAGAAAACUAUACAUUGCCUGCUAGGACGAUACUAGAUGAGAAAUCUGCACGGGAGAUAUUUGACCCUCAUUUUAAAGAACCGGCGCCUAGAGCUGCUUCCUCAAGUGGUUCAGAGGACUCUCGAGAAAGUAAAGGAACGAAGACGGAUGAUGUGGAGGAUAUCGAACCAUAUAUCAAGACUAUCCUAGAAUUUGUCACCGCGUCGAGCUGGUCAGCCUCCUUUGAAUAUGUGAGGGCUGUCAUUUACGGCAUCCGAGCAACAACUCCGGCACAGCAAGUCCCGACACAAACAAUGGCCGAGGAGGAAAGGACCUCCCUAGUCAUACUACGCUUUGUUUCGUACAUGUGGGUUGAUGGCCAGAAGCUCGGGCUGGUCAUACAAGAGCUAUGUUCCAGUUUCCUUCACUUUCGAAGAGCCUACCAAAAUACCGUUGCUAUCAUCACGCCACUCCUAGUUACUAGGUGGAUCGAGCGUUAUCCCGAAGAGUUCAUCACGUUGCAUUAUCAGCAUAGGAAGCUAGAUGGUGGUCCUGAUACCCUCUUCGACAUGACGCAUACGAUUGCCGACUCCGGCAAAAGGCGGUCAACGUUAUAUCCAUUCCAAACGUCCCUGCUUAUGCUGGUCCCUGAUGUGUUCGAGGUGGCGAGCAAUUUGCGGGAAGCUAAGACCGCCGGCAUGGCUAAAAAGGUAGCGUUUCUCGAAAGUCUAAGAAAGGCACUUAGGAAUAAGAAUGACGCGGCAGGAUACUGUCUUGUGAGUCUUCUACGAGCCGUCCGCCAUUUCGACGAGGAUGGCGACGCUACCAUUGUAAGUUAUGCUAUGGACGUUCAAGAUGAAGUCCGAGAUGCUGUCUUCCGUCGAUACCAUCCCAACGGGGAAGGGGGUCUGUUCGACCAAGAUUUGACCACUGCCGCCUUCAUCAGUCUCAUGCAUCUGAACUUUGAAGGCUCCGUAGAAUCCCUAACCCAGGCGUGUCUUAACUCUUCUGCGCCUCAUACUUUCAAGAUCGCUUUGAUUCAGGCAUGCUCGUAUUUCGCGCGACAACCCAAUGCCCAAGACUAUCGCCGUCUAUUCACCGAGGCUGCUAGUUUCAUACAGAGCCGGCUGAAGGCUAUGUCUGCAAUUUCAGCGGAUUUAUACACCGGCGAUCGUCACUCUCAACGGAAAGCAUCCGAGACAAGUGCAUCGACGGCCACCGUGAUAUGUAACAUAUUGAAGUUCCUAGACGCCUCGCCCAUGACCCUGUUUGAAGGUCCUCCGUCUGACAGUUCCGACGCGCAGCGAUUCUACGAAGAAAUAUUUGAAGCCUUCGUCUCUUGUCUUGUAACAGCAAACGAUUCCGUCAGAGCUCUCGCUAGCAGUGUAGCUAAGAAGCUACUCACCCCAGAUGGUAUUCUGUCUUCGUUGCGUAAAUCUAAACGUGUUGACUCGAACAGUUUUGGGAUAAAAUUUUGGAGCCUAACAUCGCUUGUUCUCAUGGAAAUGUGCGAAAAGCAUGACCAGCAAGAGGACGACGCGUUACUCAGGUCUAUCCACGGGUAUCUUGAAUCACGUCUAUUACUCCUCACUUCAAUUCAGGAACUGUCUGCUGUAUCCGAGGAUAUACCAGAACGAAUAGCGACUUCGAACAAAUUAGAGACCCUCUUCCUAACCUCGCUCUGCUCCUCAGACAUCGAGACAUGUCAGUUGGUAACAUCAUGCAUUGGACUCUUCAAUGAAGAGUGUCGGAUAUUAGAUUCAACUGUAGAUGCUAGCAAGACGGCAAGUUUAUUGCUCCGAAAUAGCGAGGUCUUCGGCGAGAUUGCGUCCCCCGACUUUAGAUUUACAGGAAUGAUGGCCUUCCAAAAACGAAUCAGGGCUCUACUUAGAGGCAUGCAGUAUCCAAGUGUGGGCAUUCUCGAUGCUUGGGAGAGAGCGUUUGAAAAGUGGCAUCACUUAUCUAAAGAUGUAUCCACGACAUCCACGGACAGCAUCGAUGAGAGGGGCUUCUCAAAGUGGAGAAACUUAUCUGGCUUCCUCGCAUCACUCGGUGGUAUCUGCACGGCCGAGCAAGCGUACAUCCUUGAAGAGCCUGCUGCAGGCGGGUUGAAAUGGAUUGACCGACUUUCGUCCGAAAACCACGAGGAGCCUCUGCUCAACAGGUACCUCCGAGUCAGCACACAGCUCCUCGCGUGUACAAACGUUCGGGUAAGGGAAACUACACGAGAAGUACUAUCUAUUGAGAUAUCGCCAACGUUAUACCAACCUCUCUUCAAAGCACUGGAAUCAGAACUCGAAGUACUUUUCACUGGUGCUCUCGAACCAACCGGCUUCAAAGGGCAGGAUGUCGAGAUUAUAUUCGCCGAGCAAGCAGCAUCGUUAUUGAAGGCCCUUGUGGAGCGGCUACAGACCCCUUCUGAACUAGGGGCUGCGUCGUCGGUCCAUUUCAGCUCUCUUGGGUUGAGCUUUGCAAAAUUCCUAGACGGUGUCGCUGAUAACAUAUCUAGCUUAAGAGUCAAAAUCAAGAUUUGCCAGUUAUGCGAAUCUGUUAACCGGAAAAAGGAGCACUUAAAUCUCCGCGAUGAUGUUAGAAAACGAAACCAGCUCCUUGAGUACAUCUUUAGCUGGAUUGCUAGGCCUAGGUCUCCCCCGGCGGAGAGCACUUAUUCACAAACCCGGCCGGAUGAUACAGCCCGAGUUCAAAGAGAUCUUGAUAAAGCUUGUCUCCGCUGCCUCGCUGAACUUACCUAUAGGCUGCCACUCCAACCCGGAGAUGGCCAGAACGAUGCCGGCACCAGUGAACUAAAGUCUCAAAUGUUCCGCACAUAUUUCAACCGAUUCCUUUCAUUACUCAAUUACGAGCCGUCGGAAAGUAUUAGAGGCGAUAUUACGACAACCGGGUCGCAUCGAGAUGAGGCUGGAUCGACGUCCGAACUUUCUAUCACUAUUCUCUCUAAUCUCCUGAGCGCAAAUAUUGAUGUGGGCCUCAAGUACUCCCUUAGCAUCGGCUACAAUGAAAACAUCGAGAUCCGUACAGCGUUUGUGAAGGUCCUUUAUAAUAUCUUAGUCCAAGGGACGGAAUUUAGUAACCUAUCUGAUAAAGCGGUCAAUGAGAAGUACGACGAGCUAUUAGAACUUUUCACUCAUGACAUGAACCUUGCUGUUGCUAUCAGCUCGGUUUGUCCAAGUAGCGAAGUUGAAGAACUUACAAUUUCGAUGCUCAACGUGUUUGAAGCACGUGGGUUGACUUUUGACCUUAUGGAAGCCUUGAUCAAGCAGGAAAUCGAAGACACCGAGAAUGAAUCGGAGAUACUUCGUCGAAACUGUGUCGCAACCAAGAUGCUAUCUAUCUAUGCGAAGUGGAAAGGCGCGAACUACCUCAAAGCUACACUACAGAAAGUCGUCGAGAGGUUAAUGUUGACUUCAAAAGACCUGGACCUUGAGCUCGAUCCAACAAGGAUUUCCUCUCAGGAAGAGCUCCAGAAAAAUGCGCUACAGCUACGAAUUGUCGCUAAAGUCUUUAUCGACGAUAUAUGUGCAUCCUCCGCUAAUAUCCCUGCCUCGUUCCGUAAGAUAUGCAGUAUAAUAUCUUCGGCAGUGAUGCCUAGAUUCCAAGAGGCCAAAUAUACGGCUGUAGGGGCCUUCAUAUUUCUGAGAUUCUUCUGUCCUGCUAUCGUCGCGCCGGAGGUAGAGAAUCUUGUAGAGAGCCCGCCGUCUAAGGAGAUGCGUCGUGGCCUACUUCUAAUCGCCAAAGUUAUCCAGAACCUAGCAAACAAUGUCCUGUUUGGAGCGAAGGAGCCGUAUAUGUAUCCCCUCAAUGACUUCCUCACAAAACAUAUUUACCGCGUCACGACCUUUCUUCGUGAGAUAUCGGUUCCCCCCACCGGGCUUAAUACGGCCCCAGCAGAAGGCGAAACAUUCGAAUUUGGCUCCUGUGUUGCUCUACACAGGUUCCUGUACGACCACUGGGAUCAUGUCCGGCAGAGACUUAUGUCCCAAGAAAGACGGGAUCAUGUUCGUUCUCCUAACGAAUUAGCUCGUGGUCGAUCGCCCGUUCUCGAGCCUUUACGAGCUCUUAUAACCAAUCUCGGACCACCUCCUUUAGCAGUUACCUGGAAUCGCCCUCAAAUCACUGCAAAUAGCCCUCUAGCUUAUUCUAGAUUCCAGCACUUCAUGCUCCGUAAUGCUUUCAGGAGCACAGACUCUUUUUUGACAUCUCGUGCUAUUUACGAUGGUGGUGAGAGCAGGGAUGGGCUCUCCGUGAUUUGCGUGAUUCUCCGUCAUAUGGACCAAGAUGCUAUAGACUAUGAUACCCUUUUGUAUUGUUUCUUGAAGAUUGCAAGUCGGCUAUGGCACAAACCCUUUGGGAUACUCAUCGAUGCGACGUGUUAUGAUAGUCAAAAUGACCCCCCGGACGAGCUGUACAGAAAAUUGGAACUUCUGAGUCCAAGCGAAUUGAAACAAAUGUCCAGGAUUUAUAUCUAUAACAUGAAUAGCACAUUUCGGAAAUGCUUUCGGCGCGUACUUCGCGUGGUCACUAAGAGUGAGACAAACGUGCUCAAUCCAUCCAAUGUUGAGUACCUGUUGCUCGGUAGCCGCCUUGAUCUCCAAGCACACUUCCAUUUAAGCCAGGUGCAUCUCCCAAAGGAAACCAUCAGUAUAGCCACUGAUUCUCGCUACACAUUCCAACCGGUCACCCGGCUUUCAAAAACCAAGGGAAAGAUCGAGGUUACCGUCGGAGUUGGAGGCUCAUUCGUCCAAGUAACCACAGUAAAGAAGCAGGAGGUCCACCCAAGCUUCCGCCUAAACGGAAUCGUUAACGACAUUUUCCAUCUAAAAGACUUGGAUGAGGCACCAACUUCUAUUCCGACCGAGGAUGACUCCGCUUUUGGUUUACGUGCGGAUAAUGGCAAGAUCGUGAUGUAUUUCCAGAGUACCAGAAAGGCGGAUGUUCUGAAGGAGAUCCGCAGAGCCAAAGCAAUGCUAGGCAAAGACACCAGGACGAUGAAGCCAUUUGAGCGUCUUAUCCGACCACAGGACGUUCCUGGAACGUUAUUGAACCUUGCAUUAACCAACCUCGCUUCCCCCGACGCCAUGCUCCGGAUUGCAUCAUACAAUUUACUCGGUGCUCUCUGUCGGGCUUUCAAGUUCAAGGCAGCGUCUAAGUUCAUGUGUAUCAAAGAUGUCUCUGUCCCGCUGGAUCCCACCCAAUUCAUAAUCAACAUUAGCAAAGUCCUUGCCCAAGAAGAACCGCAGCUAACACACGACUUCUUAAACGAGUUUUUUGUCGGGUGGGAAAGCUUCUCCGAGGAGCAGAAACCUUUAAGCCUGGCUUACAUGGCACCAUGGGUACCAAGUUUACGCACGUCGCUUCUACCAGACGAAUCCGAUAGCGAGAAGGCCAAAGAGAAAAUCGCUUCGAUCUUCCGGAAACUAAUAGACGUUACGGUGAUGGAGCCGUCCCUGGCUCUUACCUUGGAGUAUACGGUGUGGCCAGCAAUCUAUAAAGACGAAGUCUUGUUGGACAUCUUCCUCGAAGAGAUAGUCAAAGCAGCGUUGGCUGUAGGGUUAUAUGACGAACAUACACAGUCUCUGACUUCAAUAGUGACGGCUAUUGGAACAAUAACACUUCGAGGAAAGAUAAUAUCUAGACUCCGGAAGGCGUUGAACAGAUCUUCGCUUCGGCCAACAAAGUUCCUCCAAGAAAAUGCCGUAUGGAACGAGAUCUGUAUCCUACUCCAAUUUUGCCUCUCGCUGUCGUUCGAUUGCGGUGUUCAAUCGCAGCUUUACCUCCCUGAGAUAUUUCACAUAGUCACGAUGUUAUCAAAUACGGGCACCUACGAUAUCCGGGCGCUGGUUCAUCGCCUAUUAAUCAAUUCGAUUCACGCGGCUUGUACGUCAUUUAAAUUAGAAGAUACAAGGUUAUCGAAACUUCGCAGCACAUUGGAGAUAUUGUCUGAACCAAGAAAUGACAGCCUCUCUAUUCCUUUACCGUUGGCAAGGGAUGGGACGUCUAUUUCAACAUCACACGAGGCAGGGCCGGCCCUCUCAGUAAUAGAGAAUCUGGCCACUCUGCUAUUCGAAACAUGCUCGGUCGCGGCACCGUCGGUCGAUAUGGCUAACGCGUGGCGGUCGAGAUGGAUGAGCUUGGUAGCCAGUACUGCCUUCCAGAAUAACCCGGCAAUCCAACCCCGAGCCUUUACCGUAAUGGGGUGCCUGGCUCGCGAAGAGGUCGAUGAUGACCUACUCUAUCAAGUUCUCGUAGCACUCCGCAAUAGUGUCGGCCGCUUUGGCGACGACAGCGGCAGCGACAUGCUCGUCGCAAUAGUUACGUCCCUAUCUAAGAUGAUUGCUAAGCUCACUUCGGCGUCGCGUUACGGGCCGCAGUUAUUCUGGCUGGCGAUGUCAUUGGUCCGGCUUGUACCCGCCAGCCUAUUCAACUGCACCGCUUUGUUCCUGGAAGCCGUGCUAACGAACAUUGGGACUACAGGAGAAUUGAGGAGCAAUAAGAUGGUUCCAUAUCUCUUACAAGGCCGCUCGCAACUAGAGGAGGCAGCACUGCCCUUAGACGAUGCCUAUGGUAUCCAUUUUACUGCAGACAGCUUCCAUUUCGCAGUCUGUGCAUGUCUCUCGCGAGGACUUACGGAUCCUAUCACCAAAACUCCAGCUCUCCGGGUCCUCUCCACAUUCCUCGAGAUGACGACAGAUAGUAGUUCUGGGGAUUCGUCGAAGAGCUUCUCAAGCGAGUUCUACGCAUCUCCCUAUCUUGCUCUUAUCCAGGCCCGAGCAAUUACCCCCGAAGACCUAAAAGAAUGCCUCUGGUCCGCUGGUAUAAAUCCAGUUGGUGUCGCUAACCUCGGACCAACUCGUAACCUACGCGACCUAGAUGGCGCGAAGGACAAGGAUCUUCUUCUUAAUACGGCUAUUGAAUUGGUAGACUUCCAAAUCUUAGAUGAGGCGAUACAGACUCAUACUCUAGUCUGGUUGAACGAACUGGCAUCUGGGAGGCCUGCCGUCGUAUUGCAUUUAUGCCCUACCAUUGCACAAUUCCUAGACGAGGUGCUACUCCACGGUCAGAGUUCAUCGACGCUCGGAUCGGCUCAUGCUCUGCUCCAGACACUAUCUUCCAAUUCAAAGUUCACGAGCGCAUUAGACAGCAACGGCAUGCUAAACGAGAUUUUGGAGGAUAUGGGAUUCGAAGGCCUAUGGCGCUCAAGCUCUUUUACCCAUGCUCAAGAUCCCGACAGGCAAUGCUCUAUAAUGACGGAGAAGCUGAUCGAGGGUCAGCGAUGGAGACGUCCACCUCGGAAAGGCGAGAGAGGGGAUUAGCAAGCAAGAGUUCAAAUGAGAAAAGUGUGGCAGUGUAGGUAGGGCCAAUCAUAAGAGGAACGCACCUUAGUGAGUACGUUAGUAUGGAUAUCAUGAGAAAAGUAUGAGUUACGUACCUAGUGCGAAAUGUAGAGGAAUGGCGGAAUGACAAGCAAAAUGUCUUAAGCAUUGGGUGUCCAUGC
Messenger RNA from Annulohypoxylon maeteangense, 7847 nucleotides. RefSeq names its product GTPase. Lineage: Eukaryota; Fungi; Ascomycota; Sordariomycetes; Xylariales; Hypoxylaceae. The record is from RefSeq and is a predicted model, not a curated record. Gene Ontology annotation, biological process: regulation of GTPase activity. The coding region runs from base 649 to 7665 and encodes 2338 amino acids. The transcript is spliced from 14 exons.